Messenger RNA from Pomacea canaliculata, 826 nucleotides. RefSeq names its product 60S ribosomal protein L10a-like. The transcript is spliced from 5 exons. Gene Ontology annotation, biological process: translation. Gene Ontology annotation, cellular component: large ribosomal subunit. Gene Ontology annotation, molecular function: structural constituent of ribosome; RNA binding. Bases 120 to 770 code for a protein of 216 amino acids. Lineage: Eukaryota; Metazoa; Mollusca; Gastropoda; Architaenioglossa; Ampullariidae. The record is from RefSeq and is a predicted model, not a curated record.
UUCGAAAGUGCACAUAUAACAGAUAAGUAUGGCUGCACGAAGUCUCGCUAAAUCUCGACCGGAAACAGUACUCCGAGAUCCCGAAUAACUUCCGGUCUUUUCCAUCGAGUGGCUGCAAGAUGAGUAAGCUCAACCGAGACGCACUUCGUGAAUCCAUUGAAACUAUCCUGAAGCAGUCUCAGGAGAAGAAGAGGAAAUUCACGGAAUCUGUUGAACUACAGAUUUCUCUCAAGAACUAUGAUCCUCAGAAAGACAAGCGCUUUGCUGGCACCGUCAAGCUUCGCUUCACUCCUAAACCAAAGAUGAGAGUGUGCAUUCUUGGUGAUCAAGUUCACUGUGACCAGGCCAAGGCAAAUGAAAUCCCUCACAUGAACCAAGAUGACCUCAAGAAGCUUAACAAGGAUAAGAAGCUGGUGAAAAAGCUAGCCAAGAAAUAUGAUGCAUUUCUGGCAUCAGAAUCAUUGAUCAAGCUGAUCCCCAGGAUCUUGGGUCCCGGGUUGGCCAAAGCUGGGAAGUUUCCUAGUCCAAUUGGUCACAAUGAUGCAAUUGUAGGCAAGGUGGAAGAUGUUCGUUCUACAAUCAAGUUCCAGAUGAAAAAGGUUUUGUGCUUGUCCACUUGUGUCGGCCAUGUCAACAUGACAACAGAUGAGUUAUUUUCUAACAUCACCCUUGCCAUCAAUUUCUUGGUUUCGCUGCUGAAAAAGAACUGGCAGAAUGUGCGUGCACUUUACGUGAAGUCCACAAUGGGACAUGCCCAGAGAAUCUUCUAAAAUUUUGUCUAAAAAUUAUACCAGGUUCAGGGGGAAGUAAAGUGAACUGCAAAGAU